This is a messenger RNA of Gordionus sp. m RMFG-2023, 4260 nucleotides long. RefSeq lists its product as uncharacterized. The transcript is spliced from 24 exons. The record is from RefSeq and is a predicted model, not a curated record. NCBI's taxonomy places the organism in Eukaryota, Metazoa, Nematomorpha, Gordioida, Chordodea, Parachordodidae. Bases 437 to 3796 code for a protein of 1119 amino acids.
ACAACUUUUAAAUUCCACUAGGAAAGAGAAAUUUUUUUGGAAAUAUUUUUAUCCCCGAAACAAAACAUAAAUAAAAAACAAUGCUGGCAAAAUAAAUGCAUCAUCACACCUUGAUAGUUUGUUCAAGAUCUUUGAAGCAACCUUGAGAUCCUUUUACCCCCGUCAUCGUAGCACCUCAAUUAAUUCACAGCUACUAUGUCACUCUUUUUUGCUCAAUUAGCUAAUUUAGCUUAGAAAUUUAUUUUCGCGCACGCCUAAUCAUAUUUAACCGUCACUUACACGCUACACCCAGCACUCGUAACGAUAUUUGUACGCGUUCGUCACCCAAACCACAUCUAUUCACUUUCAAUUUUUUUUUGGUUUGAUUUAUAUUUACACACUUCAAGUGCCGUGAAAAACAAGAAUCUAUCUAUAUAUAUAUACACACAUAUAUAAAAUGCUGGCCGAUAAUUCUCUUUGCAAAAGAUGUUGCCCGCCACCAUCUUGUUUCUGUUUCGCGCCCCGUCGCCGUUCUACUCUCCGGGCCGAAAAAAAUAAAGCCCACUCACAUGAUUCGACCGAGAAGCGUGAUGACGUCACCAGGCCUUUGUUGCCGGCUACGGAACGCGAUAAAAUGGCGGAAGACGUUGAUGAAACUCAGUCGGAUGCGGGAGGUAAAAAAGCGCGGGAAACCGAAAUUAUCGACGUGCCUACCUGGGUUACUGGCUUGGCCCAGUACGUGGGCGGACACUUCUCGCAGGCCAACUCGACAUCCACGCCUCCUCAUCCUCAACGCGACCCCCUUUUGUCGACCUCCGCCAGUAGCAAGCCCUUCAACUAUUUUUUUCCCGCCCGCAAUCUCCUGACGCCUUCCUUGCUCCGCACUCACAUGGCCCAGGCGGGGGUCACGAAAUGUUCCCCCACUUGCCACGGGAAUUCAAACGACGAAAGGGCCCUGUGCAGCGACAUGUUGCUCGUCAUGUUCCACUUCCUCGAGGAUCUACCCGCGUGCUUGGUGCCGACCAGCGUCGGUCUCACCCUCAUCCGCGUGCACGAUAAGUGGCUUUUAACUCAUCACGUGAUCUCUGACGUUGGCAACGAGGAUAUGGAUCUCCUGAGGCAGUAUUCGGCGUGCCUCGAAAGCAGCAUGCCCACCCGGAACUACAGACUCAUGGUGUACAUUUUGAGUUUCCUGCACGACCUCUGGAUCCAAUCCAACAAAAGUCCCAAUCUCAUGGAAAACUUCGUCACUUGCUUCUCCUGUACCACCAUCUCCAUUCAAAAGAACGAAACGUUGCUGGACACGCUAUCCUAUGACGGGCCCCUCGUGCUGAACUACAGCCAAAACAAUCAUCACCAAAAUUCUAGGGAUCACCACCAACUUAACGCUAGGCUGGGCGCCCCAUCCUCCAAGGAUUCCCUCAUUAUAAAGGGGUGGACUGAAAUUGUGAGGGCCUUGCUCAGCCAUUGUCACCUCAUCUUCAGGACCGAUAUGCAAUUUCAUUCGAAACCGGAUAUUAUAACCGGCCAUGUCAUCGGGACGGGUAGUGAAGAUAUUCGACAAUCAUCGGUUCACACGUCGACUAGCACGGCACCAGACGGGAUCAAUAACCUAACGUUCUUGAAGAUCAUGAGAGGUGAAAGGACCUUGAUAAUGCCGAUCAACGAACUCGUCAAGAAAUUGGCCAGCAACAUUCAAAACAAAAGAUCGAAAUCCAUCGAUGCCUCCCUUUACGCCAACGCCAUAUUACACCCAUCCAAAUCUUCGCCCGAUCUGUGUUCCAACUUUGUGAGGCCUACGACUCCCCCGGUAUCCGGUCACUGUCAUAGUCACCACCAUCAUCGGCACGCGCAUAACCAUCAUCAUUCGACCUAUAAAUCAUUGGCUUUGAAACCUAAGAUGGAAAUGGUGCGAGCUGCUAUAAUCCCGAAAGUCUACGAAAUCAGCACCAACAGUGUCACAGAACUUCUGAUUCUCGAGGAAAACCAGGUUGCCGCCGAAUUCAAUUUAACCAAAACCAGAGAGCAUUGGAUCUGCGGUGGAAGCAGUAGCAGUAGCGGGGACAGUGACAUUAGAUCCUCAAAAAUGGACGCUUCCCUAUCCUUUUCUAUCUUGGAAUCUUCGGAUCUGGGUCAGCAAUUGGACGACGUUAUCAUCGAUGAUUACAUACCCACGCUUCCUAGCAAGAGGGGCUCGGACGCUACUUUGGUCAAUUAUAACUCUGACAUCAUGCCCGAUAGCAAUAUUGACUCUUUGCGCGACAUAUUAUCACAAUGUUCGGAAGUAGAAGAAGAUGAUUGGACCGAUAUUAGCUAUAUCCAUGACGAUGACUCUCAGGGCAGAACUUUCGGGAAGGUGAGAUUUUCCGACAGUUAUAAUCAUGAGAUUAUUCCGAUGUUCGAUCUUCCUGGCUAUCGCUCUAACAGAUAUUCCUACCCACCAAGUCCGAGUUACUACAAAAAUUGCAGAGAAAAUACUAGGUCGUCGAUGAACUGUUACGAUUUACCUCCCCCUUCUCCUCCAUCCUCUCAUCAAAGCUAUCGCGAAUUUUUCGAUCUGGCGCGCAAUAAAUGCUCCACCGGCGGGAAAUUGGAUAGGAAUGGGUGUCCGCUAUCGCCUACCGCAGCGGCCUUUCACGAGAUGAACAAAAAAUUGCAGACUUACGAAAAGAAAUUGAAACGCUACGAAGAAAGCUUUGAACGCAAAAGGGGACACAAGGCCACUCAAGAUGAGAAAUUGACUAUUUACGAAAUGAAGAAAUACAUCAACAAGAUUGACAAAAUCAAGAAAGAGCUCAAAACUAUAAGGAUUCGUAGCAAAUCGAUAAGUUAUCUAGACUUAGACUUGGCACCUACGAAUACUCAAGUGGGCGAUAAGGGAGAAGUUUCUUCCCCUCCGGAUCCCGUCAUCACCCUAACGCGCGCCUUCAAAUCUACCUUUCCUCAGAUCGUUUCGGACUCGUCAUCCCAAUACGAUCAUAUGUUGGCUCUCAUUAUGGAGGAAUUGAACAAGGAGAGCAUUUACAAGCAAAAAUUGAUUCUGCAGAAAGUGUUGCUGCAUUUCGAGAGCGUCCACGGCAAACCGCCUUUCCCCCUCAAGUCCAUCAUGCAUAUCAUGAAGCCGUUGUACUGCAAGUAUAGGCGUAUCAAAAAUAUUCUCACCAGGAACUCGCCGAGAAUAUCCAUGCCGGAACUACCGACUAUAAUAGAAGGUCAUCAAUGGAACGUCUCGAGCGAAGAUAUCCCGAACAGAAUUUCGCGUUACAAGAACGCGAAAUCGGCCGAAAUCAGCCCAAGCAACAUGUUGUCACCUCAGCCAGCCUACGAUUCCUUCUUAAACCCUUCCCGGCCUUUUUUCAAUUUUCCUUGUUCGGAUUUACCGGCUCUUGGCAGGGAGAAAGACGUCCCCGAUCACCAAUAUGAAAGCGUGACGAGAGAUGAUAUAGACAUUGGGGCGGGUUUUUUCCACCACUCCUCUCCCCAACCUCAAAUCCAGAUCGAAGAAAUGGACAAACUUCCCGAGCUUCCUAAUCCUAACACUUUAGCUUCCAUGAAUUCCAACAUUCAUUCAGCUUCCUUGCAAGAUUUGUUGGAAGAGCGCAAAAAGAUUCGGGAAGCCAAAAAAAGAUUAAAGAAGAUGACGUAUAUUCCUCUUGACAUACCGGCCGAUGCCUCUGAUUCCUGGGAGGUAAAAAAAGAAGAGGGUGGUAAAAGAACCUAUUUCGUCCCCAACAUCGAGUACUACCAGGCUUACAAGAUGUCUAAGAAUAAGCUGAAGUUGGUUAACGCUCUCAUCGUGAAAUUAGAAAAUAAAUGAAGACAGCAAUAAAUUUGAAAAAAAAGUCGGAGCUGAAGCGGAAGUAAAUCCUCGGAAUUAUGCUGAUUUAAUGGAUCUUAGUAAAUCUAAAAAUUACCAACUCCACGUUUCGAAAUGAUUGAUUGGCAUACACCAUUUUAUUUAUUUGUUUUUUUUUUACUAGUCCCCAAUUUUGCGUUAGUGCAUAUAUGGUUGGCGAAUUAGAUUUGAUAUAUACACCUUAUAUUUAUAUUUAAUUUUUUUUAUAUGGCAGACAUUUUUAGAUGAUCGCAUUUAUUUACUUUGACAUCUCUCUCUCCCACAUUUGUUAGAAAUUUCUUGAUACCUAAUAUAUUUUAUUAUAUUAUUUAGAUUUUUACUACCAAAAUAUAUAUUUUUUUUUUAUAUAUAUAUCAUAAUAUAAAAUGGACAUAUAUUUUAAGAUUUGACUUUUAUAAGGUAUAUAAUGAUAUUUUUUUUAAAAA